UUGGGAGUUGUGCAACACCUUGAGCAAACACUUCCUCCUGCAGGAGCAGGAAUAAAACUGAGCCCGUCCCAGCCUCUCGCUCACAGCCCGGCCAGGGAACGUCACAUUCCCACCCCACGGAGCCUGGGCCUCCCCAGCACAGCCCAGAGCAUGAAAAUCCUCCUCGUUCCUGCCCUUGUGCUGCAUUUCCUCCAACAAGGGAGCAGCAGAGGGAGGUUCCAUGGAGCUGAGGAAUAUGAAAUCGUUUACCCACAGAAGCUGCACGCCCUGCACAGGAGAGCUGCAGGAACAGGCUCGGAGAGCAAAUACGACGAGAGGGUGAAGUACGGGAUCAAAGCCAACGGAGAGGAGGUGGUGCUGCAGCUCCGGAAAAAUCGGGAUCUCCUGGCCAAGGAUUAUUCCGAAACUCUUUAUUCUCCUGAAGGACAGCGGAUAACAACAACUCCUGGCAUCAAGGAUCACUGUUACUACGGGGGCCACGUGGAGGGUGAUGCUGAGUCUGUGGCGAGCAUCAGCACCUGCACAGGGCUGAGUGGCUAUUUUGAGACCCGUGGCCAGAAGUUCCUCAUCGAGCCCCUGGGAGCCUCGGACAGGGCCGAGCACGUGGUUUAUAAAUACGAGGCCCUGAAACAGGAGCCCAUCAAAACCUGUGGGCUGCUCAACAACUCGUGGGAGCAGGACUCCAGUGACCCCACCGAGGACAUCUUCAAAUCCAGCAACAGCCCCGAGAUGAAAUCCUACCUGAAAGCAAAGAAGUACCUGGAGCUCUACAUCGUUGCAGACAACGCUUUGUACAAGAAAUACGAUGAAGAUGUUAAAAAGAUAAGACAAAGGAUAUUUGGGAUAGUCAACUACAUCAACACGGUUUACAAAGCCAUCCACACCCACGUGGCUCUGGUGGGCCUGGAGGUGUGGACGGAUGGGGACAAAUGUCCCCUGAGCAGGAGCGCCGGCUUCACCCUGGACACCUUCUCCAGGUGGCGCCGGGAGGAGCUGCUGAAGAGGAAACGCAACGACAAUGCCCAGCUCAUCACGGGCCUGGACUUCGAGGGGACCACGAUUGGCUUGGCCUUCCUCAAAUCCAUAUGCAGUGAUUCAUACUCUGCAGGUAUUAUUCAGGACCACAACAGGAACCAGAUUGCGGUGGCAGCCACGAUGGCCCACGAGAUGGGGCACAACCUGGGCAUGAGCCACGACACCGCGGCCUGCUCGUGCAGCGACAACGUCUGCAUCAUGACAGACACUGUCAGCUCCGUGAUUCCCAAGGAGUUCAGCUCCUGCAGCCUGCAGAGCUUUGAGAAGUACAUGCUGGCCGACAUGCCCAAGUGCCUGACCAACGUCCCGGAGCUGAGCAGCAUCAUUGCCCCUCCGUCCUGCGGAAACGGAUUCGUGGAGAAGGGAGAGGAAUGCGACUGUGGCACUCCUGAGGAGUGCACGAACGAGUGCUGUGACCCCGAGAGCUGCAAGCUGAGCUCGGGAGCUGCCUGUGCACACGGGGAAUGCUGUGAGAACUGCCAGUACAAGGAGCCGGGCUCGGUGUGCCGGGCGGUGAGGCACGACUGCGACCUGGCCGAGAUGUGCACGGGGCGCUCGCCCAGCUGCCCCGAGGAUCGCUUCAGGGUCAACGGGCACCCCUGCGCCUUCGGGGAGGGCUACUGCUACAUGGGCACCUGCCCCACCCGCGACAGCCAGUGCAAGGCCGCCUUCGGGCCCCAGGCCACGGAGGGCGCAGCCUCCUGCUACCGCAUGAACGAGAGGGGGACGUACUUUGGAUACUGCAGGAAGGAGCAGGGCACUCACCUCCCCUGCAAGAAAAAGGAUAAGAUGUGUGGAAAGCUGUACUGCUCUGGGGGCAGGGAGAUGCCUCGGGAGGGGAGCCUGCUCACCUUCAGCUCCUGCAAGGGCAGCUUCCCCCGGGGCGGGGAGCAGGACCCGGGGAUGAUCCUGGAUGGAACCAAGUGUGGCAACGGGAUGGUGUGCAGCCACGGGGAGUGUGUCCACGCUGAGGAGGUCUUCAGAUCCACCAACUGCUCUGCCAAGUGCUCUGGCCAUGCUGUGUGUGACCACGAGCUGAAGUGCCAGUGUGAGGAGGGCUGGGCUCCCCCGAACUGUGACAGCUCCUCAGCCCUCACCAGCAUCGCCGUGGCUGUGGGCGUGCUGGCUGUCCUGGCUGUCACCGCGGUGGCAGCCGUGCUGCUCACUCGCUUCCGAGGCUCCCACAAGAGCCGCCAGAACAGGAGGGGACCCGGAGCCACCAACCAGGUGUUUGUGGAUCAGGAGCAGAGCUGCAGAGAGCAGCCCGUGCAGAAGGUCACGGAUAAGAAAGUUCUUCCCGUGCCCCCACCUCAGGAGAACAAACCCCAGCGCCAGAGUCCUGCCCUGAGGCCCAAGGGGCCCCCACCUCCCGUUCCUGCUGCCAAACCCGGCUCUUCCCACCCGGAGGAGAAGUUUGCUCCAGAGAGGAAAGCUCCCCCUGUGGCCCUUGCCAAGGGCAGACCCCCGCCUCCCCCCCAGGCCUUGAAACCCCCGAUGAACCCCCGAGUCUGAGCUGGGAGAGACCCCAGGAGAGACCCAGAGCUGGGAGAGACACCUGGGGACACCUGGAGAGACACCUGGGGACACCUGGAGCUGGGAGAGACGUGGGACAGACACCCAGAGCUGGGUGGGACACCUGGGGGACACCUGGACAGACACCCAGAGCUGUGUGGGACACCUGGGGACACCUGGACAGACACCCAGAGCUGUGUGGGACACCCGAAGCUCCCAGGGACCGUUCAUCCCUCAAUUCCUCCGCUUUUCCCAAGGCCUCCCUCUCCUCCUCGAGGGCUGCCCGAGCGCUGCUGGGGAAGCUCCGGGCACUGAGGAGCUCUGGUGACAUCCAGCAGGGCAGGGCCACCGCCUGCACCGAGGUGUAAACCAGGAGUAACUCCCAAAAGCUGCUGAGCACCCCCAGCCCUGUGGGGUGAGGCUGCUCCUCCUCUGCCCCUCUGCGACCACAGGGGGAUUGCAAACUUGGUUUUGUUUUAGUUUUAUUUUUUUGGCUCCAUUUCUGGAUCUUUUCCAGCCCUCUCUGUCCUCAGCAAGACAAAAAUUUCUCCUUCAAGUGCAAGUCCUGGAGAAAAACAAACCCUUCCUGCCUUUGGGAGAGAAGUUGUGUCCUCGGGCUCUGAGCUGGACAUGGAAUAAAGAACAGGACACGCAGGAAUGGUUCUGGGAAGGUCCUUUGGGACUGGGUUCUCUCCACAAUCCUUAAAUUCCCUGUUGAGGGUGCCAUUCCCUGCAGAGAUGGAAUUUCAGUGCUCAGAGUGAGGAUCAGGAUGGACAUUACUGGAGAGCAGAGCUUCCCUCCUCUUUGGAUAAAUGCUGCUUUUUUUGUUUGUGUUUUUUUUGUUGUUGUUGUUUUGGUUUUUUUGUUUGUUGGUUGUUUUGUUUGUUUGUUUGUUUGAGCCAGGAACAGAUUGGAAUCCCCACCUGCGUUUGACUGGGGUGUAAAAACCCAGAAGUUUUUUUAUGAGCUGUCAUGAAUGCAUUUACAGAGGUUUCUGUAUUAAAGUUCUGUCUGUACAGGAA
Messenger RNA from Prinia subflava (tawny-flanked prinia), 3570 nucleotides. RefSeq names its product ADAM metallopeptidase domain 28 (gene ADAM28). The transcript has 24 exons. The record is from RefSeq and is a predicted model, not a curated record. Gene Ontology annotation, cellular component: plasma membrane. Gene Ontology annotation, molecular function: metalloendopeptidase activity. Gene Ontology annotation, biological process: proteolysis. The coding region runs from base 151 to 2547 and encodes 798 amino acids. NCBI's taxonomy places the organism in Eukaryota, Metazoa, Chordata, Aves, Passeriformes, Cisticolidae.